Ziziphus jujuba (common jujube) is the source of this 1416-nucleotide messenger RNA. RefSeq lists its product as uncharacterized. The coding region runs from base 99 to 1094 and encodes 331 amino acids. Lineage: Eukaryota; Viridiplantae; Streptophyta; Magnoliopsida; Rosales; Rhamnaceae. The transcript has 2 exons. The record is from RefSeq and is a predicted model, not a curated record.
UGGCUUUGAAUUUGCACCACCCAAACAAAUUAAGCAGAGAGAGGGAGGGGCAGAGAGAGAGAGAGAGAGAGCAACAAAUUAAAUUUAAAGGGUCGAUCAUGAUGAUGAUGAAGAAUGUUAGCAAUAAACCAUUGAACAACACAAGGACGUUUGUGCUAAACAAGUCCCCUUCAAUGGAUCUCCAAACUCCUCCUCAGCUACCUUCAACGUCGAAAUCGUAUGUUCCAAAAAAGUCUCCCCUGCAGCAGCUGGAAUUGGCAGCCUCUCCUCAACUGGUGGUGGGGGAGGAGAUCCUCCAUUUCGGUCAUCCACAGCACCCACUUUCCAAACUCAACCUGCCUGACCGCUUUACCUGCUCCGGCUGCAAGGAACACGGCGCAGGCAAGCGCUAUACUUGCCAACAAUGUGAUUUUCAGCUGCACGACUUCUGUGCUUUGCCACCCUCUGCCCUCUGCAGAAACCCCUUCCACUACCAACACCAACUUGUUUUCUAUAGUAAGCCAGUGAAAGCUGGAAUCGUGCAAUCCAAGUGUGAUGUGUGUAGCAAGCCCAUCAAAGGGUAUGCGUAUCGAUGCAGCCCAUGUAAUUUCCAAAUGCAUCCAUGCUGCUCCAUGCUAACCGGUGAAAUGAAGAUUCAGACGCAUACACAUACACAUACCCUCAAACUUCUAUCCAGUGCAUCAUCGUCAUCAUCAUCGGCAGCAGAAAUUGCAGGUGCAUGUGGUGAGUGCAAGAGGAGGAGGUCGGGUAGGAUGUACCACUGCAGCGUGUGUGAUUACCACGUGCACGCAGUGUGUGCGAAGGAUAUGAUGAAUGGGCUUCAUGAGAACGGGCAUAGUAAUAAGGGGAAAGACAAGGCAAGCGUGCUGGGGGCUGCAGCUCGUCUGGCAUCUCAAGUGGUGGUUGAUUUCAUUGGAGGCAUCAUGGAGGGGAUUGGAGAAGGUGUUGGAGAAGCCUUUGUUCAGAAUAUUGCCAGAUCAUCACCACCUGCAACAACUGCAAGACCACCAACCCCCAACCCCACUAACAACCAUCUAAUUCACACCUCCAACCCCCCCCUUCUCCUUUCCAGGAGAUCAGUUCGCAGAAAUUAAAUUAUAUAUAUCAUCCAUUUCCUCUCAUACAUAUAUAAUUAACCUUAAAUUUACUUAAUUAGACCCAAAAAAACAAAAACAAAACAAAACAAAACAAAAAGUACUUUGAUUAGUUAACUUAAUUUGGUUUGCCUUCUUAACCUAGCUACAAAUAGCACGCAGGACAGUGCUUCUGGUCAUGAGGUAUAUAUUUUUAUGAUAGUUGGGGGUUGUAUUUGUAUAUAUGGCUUGAGAUUUGAAGCCCCUGUGAAUUAUGAACUUAUUAUUGUUAUGGUUAUUGGUUUUAAAACUUGUGCAAUAAAACUAUUAAUGUUUUUUUGAA